AUGGGAAGCUACGAGCCUACUGUCUGCGAACAGAAGCAGACUUUCAAGACGCCAUGGAUCGAAACUCCUCUGGUCGAGUCGGCCUGCCUUUCCCGGGCUGCUGGCUGUAGGGUUUUUCUGAAGCUCGAGAAUGUGCAGCCCAGUGGCUCCUUCAAGUCUCGUGCAAUGGGCAACCAGAUUCUUUCACACCUUCACAACCCAGAAAACGCCGGCCGCCCUGUCCACUUCUACGCUUCGUCCGGUGGAAACGCCGGACUGGCAGCCGUCUGUGCUGCCCGAAGCCUGGGCUACCCAUGCACAGUCGUGGUGCCCCUGUCCACAAAGCCCUUGAUGGUGGACAAACUCAUAGCAGCCGGUGCUGCGGACGUGAUCCGCCACGGCGAAAACUUCUUCGAGGCCGGUUCCUACAUGAAGGAGGUGAUCAUGAAGAAGAGCUCCGGAAACGACGAGAACGUGGCCAAGAUUGCCCUGCACCCAUUCGACAACGAGCCUAUCUGGCAAGGAAACAGCACUAUCAUUGACGAACUAGAGAAGCAACUGCCCCCGGCGGCCAACGCCGAGGAAGAGGAAGUUUACCGCGGGCGGGCGCUCCCUCUGGAUGCUGUGCUAUGCAGUGUCGGUGGCGGCGGUCUCCUGAAUGGCCUGGUCAUGGGCCUUGAGAAACGACGACCCAAGAAGCUUCAGAAUGCCUCUUCUACUCCCAAGCCUAUCAACAUCCUCGCCAUCGAAACGGCCGGCACCGACUCCCUAGCCGCCGCCAUCGCCCACAACUCCCUUGUCUCCCUCCCUAAGAUCACAUCCCAAGCCACUUCCCUCGGUGCCAUCCGGGUAUCGGAAACCACCUUCCAAUAUGCCGUUGCACCCCCACCGGGGAUCAAGGUGCUUAGCACCGUCCUCACCGACGCGGAGGCUGCACGAGGCUGUCUCCGUCUCGUCGAUGACGAGCGAUACCUAGUCGAGCUUGCCUGUGGCGUUUGCAUCGAAGCGGCCAUCGGCGAUGCAGCCACCACUACUCCUACCCCUGCUUCGGCGAACCCCGUGGCCGGGGGCCAAAGCACCCACAAACGAAAGAGGGGAUCGAAGGAUACUGGCUACCGCGAUGAAGGUUACGGGGAUGACCGAUUGUCGUCGAAUGAGAACGAGACCGACGUCGAGCCUGAGCCGGAGGUCGGCGACGUUGCCAUGCCCAAGUCGCCGGCGUUCAAGUCGAAGAUGAAGCAGCUUAUCCCCGACCUCAACGAGAACAGCCGGAUUGUCAUCGUUGUCUGCGGAGGGUCUAAUGUCACCAUCGAGACCGCUGGCGAGUGGCGCAAGCUGCUGGCCGAAGGCUGGGUUUGA
Messenger RNA from Penicillium cinerascens, 1338 nucleotides. RefSeq names its product putative L-serine dehydratase. The record is from RefSeq and is a predicted model, not a curated record. The coding region runs from base 1 to 1338 and encodes 445 amino acids. Gene Ontology annotation, biological process: L-threonine catabolic process; L-serine catabolic process. The transcript has a single exon. NCBI's taxonomy places the organism in Eukaryota, Fungi, Ascomycota, Eurotiomycetes, Eurotiales, Aspergillaceae. Gene Ontology annotation, molecular function: L-serine ammonia-lyase activity; threonine deaminase activity; pyridoxal phosphate binding.